Molecule: messenger RNA, 2697 nt
Organism: Xenopus tropicalis (tropical clawed frog)
Lineage: Eukaryota; Metazoa; Chordata; Amphibia; Anura; Pipidae
Product: cyclin-O protein B-like
Exons: 1
Coding region: 640-2052 (470 amino acids)
Source: RefSeq, a predicted model, not a curated record
UAUUGGGGUGUCCCUGUAUAACAGCACAUUGGGCACUCUGUAUAUUAGCAUAUUGGGGUGACCCUGUAUAACAGCACAUUGGCACUCUGUAUAUUAGCAUAUUGGGGUGACCCUGUAUAACAGCACAUUGGGCACUCUGUAUAUUAGCAUAUUGGGGUGUCCCUGUAUAACGGCACAUUGGGCACUCUGUAUCAGAAGCAAUAUCGGCAUAAUUGUGGCAAAAACAUUUUCAAAGAUUUGGUGAGAUAAAAAUAUGGGAUAAAUGUGGGACAGUUAGCACUCAGCUACACAGCGAGCAUAUAUACCCUGACAUAUAUCUGCUGUCACUUUAUGGGAAACUAUUUGUAAAUUCAAAAGCUAUAUAGAGAUCAUUUUUGCAUUACAUAAGCUUCAGUAUCAGAUUUUCUGAAAGCUACAGAGCUUUAUUCACAUAUAAGAGUAGAGGAUGAAGUACAAGGCAAGGCACUAGAAAUAAAGUUAAUAAAGUUAAGUGACAGAGCAACUCAUGGAUUUGUACUUCAGAUUCAGCCAAUCAGCUGUUUACAUGCCCAGCCAAUCAGGGAAGAGCAGAGGUGACUUGUGGAUAACUGAUCCUUGGUCCCAACAGUCUUUUGUGACAGUUGGUGAGAGAGGAGCAAAAUGAUGGAGAUUCUGAGCGUUGGCAUGCGAAAAAGAAGAAGAGAAGAAGAAGAAGAGAAAGAAGAGGAGAUCAUUUCCCCUGGGUGCAGCCCUGAAUUCAAAAGGGCCAAGCCCCAGGGUGAUCUGCGUGGGACCAGCACCCCUACAGCUGAGGAACCGGUGCCAGAGGGGGAGCCAUGGAACACCCUGACCAACCUGGCUGAUGCCCUGCAGACCUUCAGGGAGUAUGGAGAGGAGUGUUACCUCUAUAAAAAAGGCCUGGAGGGAGGUUAUCAGCUGGAAAAUUUCCUAGAAGAUCAGAAGGAAAUAAAUCCAACAUCCUGGAACCACAUCACCACCCUAAUGAUUAAUGUGCACAGGUACCUGAGAUUGGACUUUCAGACCCUGUGCCUGGGUAUCAACUUCCUGGAGCGGUAUGUGUCCUGCACUCCUACUGACCCCGACACCCUAACAAGAGUGGGAGCCACUUGCCUCUACAUGGCUUACAAAGUGGCUGAAUUAAGGUACCCCCUCCCCCCCAAGCACUUCCUACCUCUGUUUGACUACAGAAUGACACCAGCUGAAAUGCGUCACCUGGAGAGAACCAUCCUAAGGAAGUUGCUGUUUCGCCUGGGGGUACCAACCAUCGAUUUCUUUUUGGAGCACUUCUCCCUGUUAAGACUGACCAACCAGGAGGAGUGUUCCCCUGCCCAGCUCACAAGAGCAGCCAAAAGCCUAACAGCUGCCCGAGGCAUCGCAGCACUGUGCCUGAACCAACAUCAAGACUUCUACAUGCACCAACCAUCUCUCAUGGCACUGUGCUGCCUCAAUGUGGCAGACAAAUUGUUUCAUUAUAACAACCCUGUCAAAGUGGCCCCCACUGACUACCCAGAACACCAAAUUGAGGAGUGCAUGGAAAAGAUCUGCCAUCUAGUUACUAUAGGCCACUACUUUUUACAUCCGCUGCUGCCAGGAGUUUAUCCAGAAAUAUUUCCAGCUUUUAAUCCUCCCACCACAAGGCCUGCAGCAACACCUAAGGAUAUAAAUUCUCCUGGAGUAAGAACACCAGAACAGGAGAGGGGCCAACAUCUACCUGAAGGCAGAGAGAGAACACCAGAGGUGGCAACAACAUCCAGGGACACAGCAGGUUCCCAGCACGUAGAGAUGGCAGAAAGAUCCAGCCAUUCUCAGGACAUGGAAGGGGCCGGUUAUGUGCUACACAACACAUACUGGCCCACUGAUCCAUACGGGCAAGUAUAUAUGCACCCCUACAUGCCAACACCUCCAUACUGGCACCCAUACAUGCCCCCAGUUCCCUACUGGCACCCAUACAUGGCCCCAGUUUCCUACUGGCACCCAUACAUGGCCCCAGUUUCCUACUGGCACCCAUACAUGCAUUCACUGCCAUAUGGAUACCCAUUUCCCUACUGGUAGACACACAGGCACACACUGAGGUCUACAUACCCAUACUGCUUACCAUUUACUACACGUGCCAGUAUUGGGGAUCACUAUUUCUGGUAAGACCAUGGGUGAAGUGCAAUUUGCCUUUCCAUCCAUCUAUAGUGACAUUGAGCCCAUGCCAUCCAAGUCAUGAUUGUAUUAGAAUGCAUUCAUGCUCAUUUAAUCUCACAGAUACAGACAGACAUUUCCAAACUGACAGAUCCUCACAUUACGUACUGAUGACUGAUAUUAAACUCACAGCUUUAGUUUUUACCAAAAACCAAGAACAUGUUUCCCUACAGACAGACAUCAGGACUAGAAAGCGGUGUAUUGAUCCUGGGAGUAAUUCCGAUUGCCAUUUAGGAGUCAGAAAGGAAUUUUUGCCUCUAGUGAAGCAGAUUGGCCCAAGCUUCUCUCUAGGUUUUUUGCCUUUCUUGGGAUCAAACAGCCCUAUGUGGUGGGGUUACCAGACCCUCUGGUGAUGGGAGGACACGUAUAGAAGGUGCAUUUAUAUUGCAGCGUGCAGCUCUUUCUAUAUGUGCCCUCUGAUUUCCAGUGAUCUGAUAACCCUACAGUCAGCAUCACAUUUCAUAAAUUAUAGUUUUAAUAAAGCUGUCAUCUUCACAGAUUUAACAUAAA